AUGCUUUCCGCAUGCAUCAACCCCCUCUCAACCCAGCCCAUGUGGAUUCUUCUUGUCUCGUCCCUUGGUUUUCUCUCCUUCCUCAAAACCUCAUUCCCUCUUCUCAGGUGGGUGUAUGCAACAUUUGUCAGACCAAAAAAGAAUCUCCAACACUAUGGCUCGUGGGCUCUUAUCACUGGAGCCACAGACGGAAUAGGCAAAGCCUUUGCUCACCAGCUAGCUCAAAAGGGUAUAAACCUAAUAUUAGUGAGUAGAAACCCCAACAAGCUUAAAACAGUCUCGAGUGAAAUCCAAGCUGAACAUCCUGGCACCAAGAUUAAGACGGUGGUGUUUGAUUUUUCAAGCGAAGUUUCAACUGGCACUGUCCAAUUAAUAAUAGAAAAGGCCAUAGAGGGGCUAGAUGUUGGUGUGUUGAUCAAUAACGUGGGAAUCACGUACCCUGCAGCCAGGUUUUUCCACGAGGUCGAUGAGAAAGUUUGGAUGGAUAUUGUUAGAGUGAAUUUGGAGGGCACUAGCAGAGUUACUAGAGCAGUUUUACCAGGGAUGAUUCAAAGGAGAAGAGGUGCCAUUGUUAAUAUGGGCUCUGGAGCUUCUAGUGUCAUGCCUUCGCAUCCUCUCUUCACAGUCUAUGCUGCUACCAAAGCUUACAUUGAUCAAUUAUCAAGAUGUCUGGAGUUGGAGUACAAACGUUGUGGAAUUCAUGUACAAUGUCAGGUACCACUGUAUGUUGCAACAAAAAUGACUUCAAGAGUAGCUUUGAUUCAGAGAUCAUCCUUGUUCAUACCAUCACCAGAAGAUUAUGCAAAGGCUGCGAUUGGUCGAAUAGGCUAUGAAGCGCAGUGCGCUCCCUACUGGGCUCACUCGUUUCAAUGGUUCUUGGCUUGCUUGCUUCCAGAGUCUGUUCUUGAUGCUUGGCGUCUCUCUAUUGGCAUCCACCGAAGAGGAAAGCUCAUUGCGUGA
Dovyalis caffra is the source of this 960-nucleotide messenger RNA. Lineage: Eukaryota; Viridiplantae; Streptophyta; Magnoliopsida; Malpighiales; Salicaceae. The record is from the annotation of a GenBank genome assembly.